AGCAAACUCCAGGAUCCACCACUAGAUACCAGAAUCAUAAUGAGUUUUAAGAAAUACUAUCAUCGUCAUUAUAUUCGCUGGAUAUUAGAGUAUGUAGAAAAGGAUGAAUAUGUUGAUGAACUAAAAAUAGAUAUGUUGAAAGCUAUACAGUUUAUUAUUCAAGGCUGGGAUGAAACUAUAGACCCAACACUUGAUAAUCUUAUUAAUACACUUGAAGAUCUCCAUAUUCAUCUUGUUGACCCAAUGCUAGUUAAAGAAUUUCUUUCAAUUUCUGUGGAAGAUGUUGUUUAUAAAAUUUCUAAAAAUAACCAAGUUAUUAAGGAGCUUAUAAAAACUUUUAGGCCAGUUGAUAUAACUUGUGAUGAUUCAGAAGAUGAUAAUAGUAUUGAAAUUCUUUAA
This is a messenger RNA of Dentiscutata erythropus, 399 nucleotides long. NCBI's taxonomy places the organism in Eukaryota, Fungi, Glomeromycota, Glomeromycetes, Diversisporales, Gigasporaceae. The record is from the annotation of a GenBank genome assembly.